AGCCCCUCGUACCUACUCGGCAAGUGUCACGGAGUGAUCAGGGUCGUCAGUGGGCCCUUUUUCUCGUCCAUCCUCAUAUAGCAGGCAUCUCUCUCUCACCAGUCACCACUCACCACCAGACAUCUGCAGGUCUAUCACACUAAGUGUUGCGAUUGAGAAGCAUCAGACAUGGGGAGGUCACCGUGCUGCGAGAAGGCUCACACGAACAAGGGUGCCUGGACCAAGGAAGAGGACCAGCGCCUCGUCGCCUACAUCAAGGCCCACAGCAAGUGCAGCUGGAGGUCGCUUCCUAAGGCGGCGGGGCUGUUGCGCUGCGGGAAGAGCUGCCGGCUGCGGUGGAUCAACUACCUGCGCCCUGACCUCAAGCGGGGCAACUUCACAGAGGAGGAAGACGAGCUCAUCAUCAAGCUCCACGGCCUCCUCGGAAACAAGUGGUCUCAGAUAGCCGGGCGGCUGCCGGGCCGCACUGACAAUGAGAUCAAGAACUACUGGAACACGCACAUCAAGCGCAAGCUCCUGGCCCUCGGUAUCGACCCGCGAACCCACCGCCAGCUUAGCGUCGCCGCCGCUGCGUCAGGACCCGGCACCAACCGCCAGCACCACCUGGCGGCGCGGUCGAGCUGCUCCCCGGAGACCAGCGGCGCCGGCCGCAGCAGUGACGACGACAGCGGCGCGUCCGUGCCGCGCCUUGUUGGCUGUAUCGACCUCAACCUGUCCAUAAGCCAGCCGAGUCAGCCGUCGUCCUUGACAUCUUCGUCGCCGCUGCCGGUGAAGCAAGAGACAGAAGCAACAAGCAGCGCGAUCGCAGUGGUCGUAUCCAUGGCAGAAGUUACAACUGCAGUGAGUGCAAGCUGCUCAGGUAGGAAGAACAUAUGUUUGUGCUUGAAUCGCCUGGGCUUGCAACGAGGUGACAGGUGCACCUGCGGCUAUGUUUAGCUUCUCUUCUUCAUCCAUGCAUCUUGCAGGACGGAAGAUCAACAGUGAGUACUCACUUGUUAGUUGUUACGACUGGGCUCAAAGUAGUGUAUCUCUGGAGAAAGAGAAAAUGAUGUUGAAAUCUAUAUAUGUUUGGUGGAGCAUUGUGAUUUGAUUUUGAGGAAGUCGGUCUGCUCCCUGUUCCAUUAAUUUUUGUAGUUAAGCAUCAGCUGGCUCAUCUUUUGUGCUUGCUCUUCACUAAAUUCUAUGCUAGCUACUUUGAUGUUC
This is a messenger RNA of Panicum virgatum (switchgrass), 1203 nucleotides long. RefSeq names its product transcription factor MYB8-like. The transcript has 2 exons. Lineage: Eukaryota; Viridiplantae; Streptophyta; Magnoliopsida; Poales; Poaceae. The record is from RefSeq and is a predicted model, not a curated record. The coding region runs from base 169 to 936 and encodes 255 amino acids.